Messenger RNA from Camponotus floridanus (Florida carpenter ant), 1250 nucleotides. Its product is annotated as mitochondrial import receptor subunit TOM40 homolog 1. Gene Ontology annotation, cellular component: mitochondrial outer membrane; mitochondrial outer membrane translocase complex. The coding region runs from base 12 to 989 and encodes 325 amino acids. Gene Ontology annotation, molecular function: transmembrane protein transporter activity. NCBI's taxonomy places the organism in Eukaryota, Metazoa, Arthropoda, Insecta, Hymenoptera, Formicidae. Gene Ontology annotation, biological process: protein import into mitochondrial matrix. The record is from RefSeq and is a predicted model, not a curated record. The transcript has a single exon.
UUUUCGUCAUUAUGGGUAAUGUCCAAGCGCUCAUCAACAAACGCACCGAGUUCUUUGUAACCCCCGCUAAUUUAGAAGAUCCGCCAUGUGUUCCCUGCUUCGAGAAGAUAGACAGGAAACCCGGGAAUCCCAGCAGCUUCGAGGAUCUUCACGCGAAAACCAAGAAGCUCUAUCCACAGAAUUUCGAAGGCGCCUACUUGCUGCUAAAGAAGACCCUAAGUAAACACUUCAACGUGACAUAUAGGAUGACCUUGAGUUCCGUAACGCCAUAUGGUCUCAAGUUCGGUGUGAAUUACGUCGGCACCAAGAGGGUGGGAUUCUCGGAGAAAUAUCCGGUCAUCUCGGGCGAGAUCACACCUAGUGGCAAUAUGAGCGCCAGUUUCGUGCACACGCUCGGCUGUAGAUAUAGAUUCAAACUCGCGACGCAGAUCGUCGACAAAAGGUACAAGGCUUUUAGUUCCGGCCUAGAGUACCGCUCGGAUGACUGCACGAUAGCGAUGACCCUGGCGAAUCCAGAUCUCGUCAGGUUGCAUGGCACGUUGGUUCUGCAUUAUCUACAGGCUAUCACACCGCGGAUCACCCUGGGCGCAGAAAUCGCCUAUCUUCGGGGCUCUUUGAUACCGGGCGGUCAGCAGACGGUGAUGUGCGCCGCGUUUCGGCAUAGCACCGGCCCCACCACGUUAUCCGCCACGUUAGGCGAGGCGGGCAUUCAUGUCUGUUAUCACCGAAAGGCGAGCGAACAGUUGCAGCUUGGCGUAGAGAUCGAGACCAACACGCGUAUUCACGAGUCUAUCGGCACGAUAGUAUAUCGUGUCGACAUCCCAUACGCUGACUUCAUCUGUCGAGGAUUCGUGAAUUCGGAGACCAGCCUGGGCGCCGUGUUCGAAAAGAAAUUAUAUCCAAUUCCCGAGGCCUCGUUGAUCAUAAGCGGCUUCUUAAAUCACAAGAAGCAACAGUUUCGCGUCGGGAUUGGUCUGAAUGUCGGCUAACAUCUGCGAUGUUGUUCAUAAUUAUAAUCGGGAUUACAAUACUUUAUACAAAUUCUGAACACAUCCUCACAGAAAUAUUGUCUUUUUACAAGUUUAUUACUGAUAUUCGGAUAGAGAAAAAACAAGCCGAAAUAGAAAGUUCCUAUUAAUUUAUGUGUUAAUAUCUCGUACUUAAUCUGAAAAAAAAAAUUAAAUAUUUUCAAGAGAUUAUUUGGAUAAACAUAUUGUGAACUUUAUAUGUUAAAAUGCGAUUAUCCCUUU